GAAUCUUACUGAACUGACAAAGGAAGGGCUAGGAGGAAGAAAUGAGUUGUUACCAUAAAACAUCUUACCCCUCGACUCAAUUGAGACGUAUUGUUCAAAUAUAGACCAUUGUCUACCUUAAGUACUCAAGGGUGGCUUAAAAGCCAAGACUAGAUGCGGGUAUCCGAAAGAAAUCCACGUUUGCUGUGCAACUCCCCAAUGCAUUUAUAAUGCUCAAGUUUCUUUCAAUGUUGCCUUGAUUCAUACUACGAUGAAAAUCUCAGGGGUAAGGUCAAGUGUAUAUCAUCGCCUCAACAUUUAUCGUAUCUUGGUAUCUACGACAGCUACACAAUAAGGGGGGAAUCAUGGACUGGCAAAAACUAUUACUCGCCCUCUUCACCGUUGUCGCCACGGUCCGAGCAGCACCGUUUAUGCGACCAGUGUUAUUCCAUGCCACAUCUGUUGUUGAGACUUCGAGUAAUGGGGCCUGGGCUGAUCACACGAUAUGUCCAGCCGACUACUUUAGCUACAUGACAGAGAAAGGCUUUUUCAGUUUCGGCUGGUGGGGAUUAAGAAGCAACAGGGGUAAUGCAACGUACUUCACGCCAGAUGCCGAUCCGUUCCACUGGUUCGAGCUUGGCGAGAGGGAGUCGUGUGACAGUGUUACCGGAGCUUGUCUGUACAGUACCCAAAACGUACCUAUUCGCUUUGAGAAUUAUCCACAGCCGCCGCCUUGCGCACCAAUGCCACUUAAGUACAUUGAACGAUCGCUUGGUCUAGGAGAUGGGGAUGAGGAUCGGGUAGAGUUGACUUACACUGAUGAUGACGGGGUCCAAGCUCAAGGGUUAAGCACGAGACAAAAACUGAGCGGUGACCCUAGCGCGGCGGGGACAUGCCACAAGGCGCUGCGCAUAUUGAAGCAGCUUUACGAGCAACACGAUAUCGAUUUGGGAUUUGAGAUUGGGAAUCCAUGUGCGCAAGGGACAAGUAUAGACCAACAGGAGGUGUCAGAGUUAUAGUUACCUGAGGUAUGAAUAUAAACGUUAGUUAGUUCUUUAGAAGAGAAGUUGAGAAUGCAACUCGUAACGAUGAAA
Daldinia loculata is the source of this 1073-nucleotide messenger RNA. RefSeq lists its product as uncharacterized. The record is from RefSeq and is a predicted model, not a curated record. The coding region runs from base 345 to 998 and encodes 217 amino acids. Lineage: Eukaryota; Fungi; Ascomycota; Sordariomycetes; Xylariales; Hypoxylaceae. The transcript is spliced from 2 exons.